AUGAGCAACAAAUUCCUCGGCACCUGGAAGCUUGUCUCCAGCGAGCACUUUGAUGACUACAUGAGAGCUCUGGGUGUGGGGUUAGCCAACAGAAAAUUGGGAAACUUGGCUAAGCCCACUGUGGUCAUCAGCAAGAAGGGGGAUUAUAUCACCAUUAGAACUGAAAGCACCUUUAAAAACACAGAGAUUUCCUUCAAGUUGGGCCAGGAGUUUGACGAAACCACAGCUGACAACAGGAAAACCAAGAGCAUCGUGACGCUGGAGAGAGGUUCCCUGAAGCAAGUGCAGAAGUGGGAUGGUAAAGAGACAACCAUAAAGAGGAAGCUGCUGAAUGGGAAGAUGGUAGUGGAAUGUAUAAUGAAGGGUGUGGUCUCCACCAGAAUUUAUGAGAAAGUCUGA
This is a messenger RNA of Grammomys surdaster, 399 nucleotides long. RefSeq names its product myelin P2 protein. Gene Ontology annotation, biological process: fatty acid transport. The record is from RefSeq and is a predicted model, not a curated record. Gene Ontology annotation, cellular component: cytosol; nucleus. The coding region runs from base 1 to 399 and encodes 132 amino acids. NCBI's taxonomy places the organism in Eukaryota, Metazoa, Chordata, Mammalia, Rodentia, Muridae. The transcript is spliced from 4 exons. Gene Ontology annotation, molecular function: fatty acid binding.